Andrographis paniculata is the source of this 1248-nucleotide messenger RNA. RefSeq names its product bark storage protein A. The transcript is spliced from 5 exons. Lineage: Eukaryota; Viridiplantae; Streptophyta; Magnoliopsida; Lamiales; Acanthaceae. Gene Ontology annotation, molecular function: catalytic activity. Gene Ontology annotation, biological process: nucleoside metabolic process. The coding region runs from base 26 to 1114 and encodes 362 amino acids. The record is from RefSeq and is a predicted model, not a curated record.
GUUAUAUAGAUAGGGUGGGUAAGUAAUGUAUACAAUUAGAUCAGUGUGGCUGUCCAUAGUGAUUCUGGGGGUGGCAAUAGCCAUUCCGGGAACGGCGGUUCCCAGUAAUAUUCAGACAGCGAUCGACAACGCUAAUAAGAAUGGUCCGUACUUAGGUUUGGUAAUUCCGAACCUGUUCGAGAUGAACCCUCUUCUUCAACAUCCCUCCUACAAACCUAAUUCUACUCUCACCAUCGAUUUCGCAGGGAAGAGGUUUAGAUUCGGAACCCUAGCCGGAGAGAAAGUGAUUCUUGUUAUGACCGGACUAGCCAUGGUAAAUGCCGCGAUCACAACACAACUUGUAGUGAACUUAUUCAACAUAAAAGGCGUGGUGCAUUUCGGAAUUGCCGGAAAUGCAAACCCUAAUUACGAUAUCGGAGACGUUCUUAUUCCCAGAUAUUGGGCUCAUUCCGCUCUAUGGUCUUGGCAGAGGUAUGGAAAUGGGCCGGAGAACCAACUCCCGUUGGAAGCCAGUGGCGACUACACGAGAGGCAUCGGCUACUUCAAAUUUUCGGAUUAUGCUAUAAAUGUGAGCAAUUCCCCUCAUCAUGAUAAUCUCCUAAAUAACAUUUGGUACCAACCCGAAGAAAUAUUCCCCGUGGACGGCACUCCUGAGGAGCGACAACAUGUUUUUUGGAUCCCCGUCGAUCCCUCCUACUUGAACCUCGCUCAAAGGCUAACUAAUCUUACACUGGAGAGGUGCAUAAACGCGACAAAAUGUGUGGCGUACAGUCCGAGAGUUGUCCCAGUGCUGCGAGGGAUGAGCGCCAGCAUAUAUCUCGAUAACGCCGCCUACCGGAGUUUUCUUUCCGCCAAGUUCCGCCACCUCGGCCCCGUCGACAUGGAGAGCGCCGCCGUCGCGCUCAUCUGCCGCCAGCAGAAGGUGCCCUUCAUCAUUAUCCGGGCACUUUCCGACCUCGCCGGCGGCGGCUCCGACGACUCCAACGAGGCCGACCUAUUCACGCCGCUCGCCUCCAACAACUCCGUCACCGUCGUCGUCGAGUUUGUUAGGCUGCUGCGAUCCAGCAACACGCCCGUGUUGAAUACACCCACCCCACCACUUCCCGUUACUUGAUUAGCAGCAGUAGAGUGGUUCCGUACUUACGCACGUGUCGCCCUUUGAUUGGAGCGUGGAGAAAAUAACGAGGGCAUUCUUGGAAAUGCACUCUUCUUCAUUUGAUGGAUGUGUUGGAUGGUCAUUUUGAUAUU